Cucurbita pepo subsp. pepo (vegetable marrow) is the source of this 4983-nucleotide messenger RNA. RefSeq lists its product as uncharacterized. Gene Ontology annotation, molecular function: protein kinase activity; protein binding; ATP binding. Gene Ontology annotation, biological process: protein phosphorylation. The record is from RefSeq and is a predicted model, not a curated record. NCBI's taxonomy places the organism in Eukaryota, Viridiplantae, Streptophyta, Magnoliopsida, Cucurbitales, Cucurbitaceae.
AAACAGGGUUAUGCAGCAGAUCCACAGGCAUUCGAAUCUUUUAUCCUAUUAUAUAUUAUUUUUAGAUCCAAACCUCUGCCCUUCCUCCCCAGAUCUGUUCAUAAAUCUUAAAUUUAGGGUUAUGCCAUGUGGAUGGUUCAGGCUUCAAAUCUGUUCAUCACUGUUUAUGGUAUUGCCAAACUAAACAGGAUAAAGUUAGGCCAAUAUUUAUAUACAUAUAUAUUUUAAUUUCCAAUGGUAAUGAAGGAGUUGGAAUUGAUUUCUUUGUUUGUAUCUUGAGGAGGAGGUUGUAGCCAAUAGGAUAUAUUUGUGUGAGAUCCUACCUCAGUUGGAAAUGAGAAAGAAACAUACUCAUUUUAAAAAUCUUGAAGGGAAAUCUAAAAAAAUCCAAAAACGACAAUAUCUCUCCAAGUGAGCUUGAGUUGUUACAAAUGGUAUCGGAACCAGACAUUGGAUAGUGUGUUUGGGCCCCAAGGGAGCUUGGGUUGUUACAAAUGGUAUACACUGAAUAGUUUGUUUGGGUCCCAAAGGGGGUGGAUUGUGAGGUCUCACAUUGGUUGGAGAGGGAACGGUUAGUGUGUUUGGACACCGAGGGAGGUGGAUUGUGAGGUCCCACAUUCGUUGGAGAGGGAACAAAGCAUUCCUUAUAAAAGUGUGGAAGUCUCUCCCGAACAGACGAAUUUUAAAAACGUUGAGGAGAAGCCUAGAAAUAUCCAAAACAUCUACUAGGGGUGGAGUUUGAUGAUGGAAAACUAAGGGCCACGCAAUACCAAUGUAAACCGUUUAUUUUGGAAGAGAGAUUAUAUAUAAAAAAAAAAUUGAGAAAAAUAAAAACGGCACAGAAACAUAAUUGCAUUAAAUCUUUAUUGAAAAAAACAACCCCCAAAAGAAAGCAGCCUUAUUAAGGUUAAAAACGUGAAGAAAAGGUAUAUAUAAUCAUACAGAUUUUUGGAAAGCAGCGGAAGGGGUAGCAACAAACAAACAACGUUAUCAUAUAAAGUUGGGCCACGAUGGUUUAAGGCCAUCUGGCUGGCCUGAAAGCAAAAUGCAGGUCACUAAAAACCCCUAAUGUUCUUUUGGAUAUCUGGCCUUUAAUUCAUCCCAUUCGCCCCAAGAACUCAGUUGGUGAAAACUGAAAAGCUCUUUCUAUCCUUCUCUCUUUCUUGAAGUUGUUCCAAUUAAAAUACAGCUUUCCGCCACCCUCCUCCCACCUCUCCCCUUUAUCAAUAUAAAAAUGCAAAGCAAACGCCAACCAAAAAUUCCAUCUCCCCCUGCACCACCAUCAUGGCCUAGCUGUUGUUCUUGGAUCCCAGGAUUUAAGGCAUUUCAAAUUGUUUAUAGAGAGGACCUAAUUUAAGACAUCGUAGACCGCAAGACAUGAUUUGGCUCCUCUUGUUUUUGGCACUCCCUAGGCUCAAACCCACUUUUCUGUUUCUCUCAUUGGAGUUUGUAGUUUAGUUGUAAUGCCUGUAAAUUCAUGGACCCUCCCCUCCUCAUCUAUCCUAAUCCUAAUCCUCUGUUUUUCAGUCUUCUACCUCUUCCCUCUCCCAACUUCCGCCAUUAACGAACAGGGUCAAGCUCUACUCACUUGGAAGCUGAGUUUCAAUGGAUCAAACCAGGCUCUACGUAAUUGGGACCCUAACAACCAAACUCCAUGUGGGUGGUUUGGAAUCACUUGCAACACAAACAGAGAAGUAGUGGAAGUAGUACUGAGGGACGUGGAAUUACCUGGUGAACUUCCUUCGAAUUUCUCUUCGCUCUCGUCGUUGAACAGGCUCGUCUUGUCUGGUGUGAACCUCACCGGUUCCAUUCCUAAAGAGAUCGGUGUUCUUAGCCAGCUCCGGACCUUGGAACUUAGUGACAAUGGCUUAACUGGAGAAAUCCCAAGUGAAAUAUGUGCCUUGCUAGAUCUCGAACAGCUUGACCUCAAUUCGAAUCAUCUCGAAGGAUCAAUACCUGCAGGGAUCGGGAAUCUCACGAACUUGAAGGAGCUGAUUCUGUAUGACAAUCAGUUAAGUGGUGAAAUUCCCAUUAGUAUAGGAAAUUUGAAGCAGCUUGAAGUGAUUAGAGCUGGAGGGAACAAGAACUUACUUGGUUCUGUGCCGGAAGAAAUUGGUAACUGCAGCAGUUUGGAGAUUCUUGGUCUAGCUGAAACAAGCAUCUCGGGGUUCCUUCCAUCCAGUCUUGGCCGCCUCAAGAAGCUUCAAACAUUGGCAAUCUAUACUACGCUACUCUCCGGCCAGAUUCCUCAUGAACUUGGCGACUGCACUGAGCUCCAGAACGUUUAUCUCUAUGAGAACUCGCUCUCCGGCUCGAUCCCGAGCACGUUAGGAAGGUUACAAAAUCUCCAGAGUUUGCUAGUAUGGCAGAACAAUUUGGUCGGCGUUAUACCGGUGGAGCUAAGUAAGUGUAACCAAUUAUUGGUCAUCGACAUUUCAAUUAAUUCCUUGACAGGAAGCAUUCCUUCAACGUUUGGGAACUUGACAUUGCUCCAAGAAUUGCAACUGAGUUCAAAUCAAUUAUCCGGUGAGAUUCCGAAGGAGAUUGGAAGCUGUUCGAGAAUCACUCAUAUCGAGCUUGAUAAUAACCAGCUCACUGGUACGAUCCCUUCUGAAUUGGGAAAUCUCACCAAUCUGACAUUGCUGUUCUUGUGGCAAAACAAGCUCGAGGGGAGUAUUCCACCCACCAUUUCCAAUUGUGGCAACCUCGAGGCUUUGGAUUUAUCAUUGAACGCCUUGACAGGUUCGAUUCCGACUGGAAUUUUCGAGUUGAAAAAGCUUUCCAAGCUUCUCCUCCUCUCCAACAACCUCUCUGGUGUGAUAUCGCCGGCGAUUGGUAACUGUUCGUCUCUGUUUCGGUUACGAGCGAAUGACAACAAGCUCACAGGAGAAAUUCCGCCGGAGAUUGGGAAUUUGAAGAACUUGAUUUUCCUCGACCUUGGAAACAAUCGCCUCACUGGAGCGUUGCCUCCGGAGAUCUCCGGCUGUAGAAAUUUGACAUUCCUCGAUUUGCAUUCGAACUCUCUAACAAAAUCUCUUCCAGAAGAAUUCAACCAGCUUUCUUCUCUUCAGUAUGUUGAUCUCUCAAAUAAUCAAAUCGAAGGGACGCCGAAUCCGAGUUUUGGAGCUUUCAACUCGCUCACGAAACUAAUUCUCUCAAACAACCACUUCUCGGGGCCUGUACCGACUGAAAUCGGUUCCUGCUUGAAACUUCAGUUACUGGAUUUAAGUUGCAAUCAGCUCUCUGGAAAUGUUCCUCCGAGCUUAGGGAAGAUUCCUUCGCUAGAAAUUGGUCUCAAUCUGAGCUUAAACCAUCUAACCGGCGAGAUUCCCCCGGAGUUUGCAAAUUUAGACAAGCUAGGGUCAUUGGACCUCUCUUACAACCAACUCUCAGGCGACCUCCACAUUCUCGCAGACCUGAAAAAUCUCGUAGUCCUCAAUGUAUCACACAACAAUUUCUCAGGGCGUGUGCCAGAGACGUCAUUCUUCACGCAGCUCCCUCUAAGCGUCCUCUCAGGGAAUCCGGACUUGUGCUUCGCCGGCGAAAAAUGUUACGCCGAUAACCACACCGGCGGCGGUCACCACACGUUAGCGGCUCGAGUGGCCAUGGUGGUGUUACUGUGCACGGCGUGCGCACUGCUACUAGCGGCAGUAUAUAUCAUUCUCAAAGAUAGACAUUCGUGUCGAGGAUGCUUCAAUGGGUCCCGCGGUGAAGAUUCAGACGCCGCCUUUGAUAGCGACCUGGAGCUUGGCUCAGGCUGGGAAGUGACAUUAUACCAGAAGCUUGAUCUUUCAAUCUCCGACGUAAUCAACUGCUUAACGCCGGCCAACGUCAUCGGCCGCGGCAAGACCGGCGUUGUGUACAGAGUCUGCAUCUCAUCAGGUCUAAUAAUCGCCGUGAAGCGAUUCCGAUCAUCAGAUAAGUUCUCGGCGGCAGCGUUUUCAUCCGAAAUCGCAACACUGGCGAGAAUCCGGCAUCGGAACAUCGUCCGAUUGCUAGGGUGGGGGGCGAAUCGGAGGACGAAGUUACUGUUCUACGACUACUUGCCGAACGGGAAUUUGGGCGAGUUGCUACACGAGGGGAAUGGGCGCGUGGGGUUGGACUGGGAGAGUAGAUUCAAGAUAGCAUUGGGAGUGGCGGAGGGUUUGGCUUAUUUGCACCACGACUGCGUGCCGGCAAUUUUGCACCGGGACGUGAAGGCUCACAACAUUCUGUUGGGGGAUCGCUACGAGGCGUGUUUGGCGGACUUUGGGCUCGCCCGCUUGGUUGAAGAUGGUCCAAGCGGUUCGUCUUCCACGAACCCCCAGUUCGCUGGUUCUUACGGCUACUUUGCACCCGAGUACGGAUGCAUGUUAAGGAUCACCGAAAAGAGCGAUGUGUAUAGCUACGGCGUCGUUUUGUUGGAGUUAAUUACAGGUAAAAGACCCGCAGACUCAUCAUUUGCAGAGGGCCAACACGUGAUUCAAUGGGUGAGAGAUCAUUUAAAGAAGAAGAAAGAUCCAAUUUUGAUCAUGGAUCCCAAACUCCAAGGUCGACCCGACCCACAAAUCCAAGAGAUCCUCCAAACAUUAGGAAUUUCCCUACUUUGCACUAGCGACCGUUCUGAAGAAAGACCGACAAUGAAAGACGUGGCAGCUCUUUUACGGGAGAUCCAACAAGAUCACUUGGCAAACGUAGCAGAGGCUGUCGACAAGCCGCCACGAAACAAUAGCAACGCAACAAGUUUGGAAACAACAUCAUUUUCAUCCUCUUCUACAGCUCGUGCGAGUCAUUUGCUUUUCACGUUGCCUCUUCAGGAGUCAUCACGUUGCUCGUAUGUGUCAUUGUCCUCAUCAAGCACGUAUACGCCGCGUGAACAAUGAUAUUUGCUAUAAUUUAUUAUUAAAAAAAAUUAAGAUUAAGAUUAAUGUAUCUUUGGGAUAAGUAGAUAGGGUAUUGUAAAGGAUUUAGCUUUUAGACCACUUCUUGAAUGGAGAAAAAAAA